Molecule: messenger RNA, 2105 nt
Organism: Carassius auratus (goldfish)
Lineage: Eukaryota; Metazoa; Chordata; Actinopteri; Cypriniformes; Cyprinidae
Gene: gcgb
Product: glucagon b
Exons: 4
Coding region: 1633-2010 (125 amino acids)
Biological process (GO): response to starvation
Cellular component (GO): extracellular region
Molecular function (GO): glucagon receptor binding; hormone activity
Source: RefSeq, a predicted model, not a curated record
UAGCAUGAUUAAAAAUUUUACAUUUUCAAAUUGAUUGAAAAUCAAUGACUCCAUAAUGUUCUAUGCAGUUGUAUUUAUGCACUGACUUCAUCUUGUGGUUUGAGCAUGUCUGUAAGAAAACUGAUCAACUCAUACAUUCAGGAUUUAAAUCUCUUGGUCUUUUGACUUGUUCUUUAUAUAUCCUGAAAACAAGAGAGAGAGGGAAAAAAAGGAAAAUAUUUAUACAUGUGAAACAAAUCUUAAUGUCCAUUUUAUAUUUGACAUAUUAUAUAAGUUUGGACACACUCGGCUGAAUUAAGAUAAAUCUAUCUUUUACAUUUUUGACUAGUAGUGUAUGCAUAUUAUACUCUAUAUGAUGGUAUAUAAACAGUGCCACCUGCUGGUUGAACUAUUGAAAUGACAGUCCCAAGAGCUGAGAAAAAACCCUGUAAUUUUGACAUCACUGAUGUUAUAGAUAUAUUUCAAAAUUCAAGAAACAUUAACAACAUGAAAAAAAUGUACAGUCUGCCAAUCACGACAGCAUGAUCAGGACUAUAAGUUGGAUUAAAUUAAGUAUUAUACAGUACAGUUUCUAAAUAUUCUUGAAUAAUGAGGGCUAUCCACACCAACCACUCAACUUUCCAAUAUAAUGCUACACAACUAGAAACUAAAUUUCCAUAAAUAAAUAAAAAACUACUUUACUUAAUCACCAGUUAAGCUUUAAAACAGCCCAAGCUGCUAUUACAGUUUAAAAGGGGAAAAAAAGGUUUCCAUUACUACUAUGAAAGCAUUUAUAUUACUGUUUCUAGUUCUACUGAGAACCUCAGGGAAAUUAACCAGAUAAAAUCUAUAGAUUUUCGAACGUUAAAAAAGAAAUAAUCAAAUACAGUGGGAACGCUGUCAACUUACAAAAAUGUAUACAAUCAAUGUAUAAAUGAACAAAUAAGAGCCUAGAAAUGACAAUAGAAUAGAGCUGACAUCUAUUAUACAUAAAAGUGAAAUAUUUUAAACAUUUAAAAAUACACAUGCAAUAUACAGAGAGAUUAUUGGCGUACGUCUACUUCAAAAUUUCACAGGUCAGAGUUACUUGACAUUUCUUUGUAAUUAUUUGUGAAUUUACUAGCACUUGUAUGCAAGUAAAACUUAUAUUAUAAAUAUCUAUUUUUUCGGUGUAUUAUACAAUUCAAAAAGACAUUUACUGAUGUAAAAAAAGAAAAGAAAAGAAAAAAGGCACAAAAAGACAGCUUUGCAGAGAGCAAACAUCGUCACUGCCUGGAAAUCUGACCGAAUGCAUCUCAUCCUGAAAGUGCCUAUGCAAUUAUUUGCUCUCCUCUGUUUUUAACAAGACAGAAUCAUGUUUGACUUUCCCUUAAGUGACUUUUUGACUCGUUUGACCAUCUUCCCAUCUCUCUUUUUAAACAGGUUCACAGUGCAAAUACAUUGAUGCAUUGAGAUUAAUGGAUCGAAACUAAUAAGUGUGUCUGCGUAUGUGUGUGUGUGUGGAUCACGCCACCUGGGCAUCACUAUAUAAGACUCAGAACAUCAGGCUGGGACCGUGAAAUCGCACUGGGAGCCAGGAAGGAGAAACCAGUGAGGCAACAUCAACAUCUUUGACUUUAUUUCUCUGUGACGACCCAACGCAAUCCAGGUAAGAUGAUGACAAGGAUCUAUGCCUUUAUUGGACUUUUAUUUCUUAUUCUGAUCCAGAGCAGCCAACAGAUUCCCAUACAAGAAAACAUGGAAGAAAACUCCAGCUUUAUGUCUGAGGAUGCACUAUUUAGUGACCCAAGAGAAGUGAGCAACAUGAAGAGACAUUCAGAGGGCACUUUCUCAAACGAUUACAGCAAAUACCUGGAGACCAGGAGAGCACAAGACUUCGUUCAGUGGUUAAUGAACUCCAAGAGAAGUGGAGUCCUCACACGACGGCACGCAGACGGCACAUUCACCAGUGACGUCAGCUCUUACCUGCAGGACCAGGCAGCAAAAGAGUUUGUGUCCUGGCUAAAAACAGGGAGAGGACGAGGCGAGUGACGACUCUAGAUAAAAACUAGCCUGCAUAACUGUGAUAUUCUGCCUAGUUCUGUCAGUUUCACUGAGUCAUGCAAAUAAAUCUUUCUUCAAAUGAA